Molecule: messenger RNA, 3274 nt
Organism: Orussus abietinus
Lineage: Eukaryota; Metazoa; Arthropoda; Insecta; Hymenoptera; Orussidae
Gene: hd
Product: protein downstream neighbor of son homolog
Exons: 6
Coding region: 495-2228 (577 amino acids)
Biological process (GO): nuclear DNA replication
Cellular component (GO): nucleus
Source: RefSeq, a predicted model, not a curated record
UCUGCCUUUCCAUCUUAUGUGUUAGUUUCUUUCGCAUUCUUGCGAACUCCAUGGCCAUUGGCCACGUAUGUCACUGUAUGUGUCACGUGAGCCGCGGUAUGAGGACUGUAUGAAGAUGCGCGGAACAGCUGGUGUUUAUUUCGUAUCAGCUUCUACCUCCGUUUACAGUUUGAACUUUACGUUUCUCUUUACAUUUUUACGGCACUUCGUUGGGAUCCUGCCCGCUACUCAUGUGCAAAUUACGGUCAAAAAUUGUUAGUUUCAGUUAUAAUUAAAUACAAUUAGCGUAUAAUAUAAGAUGUAAUAGAGGGUGGAGCCUCAUUGCUAUUUUUUUGGUUUAUUAAAAAAUAAUGAUACAAUAACUUUAAACGUGUGUAAGGAAUAAUUGAUUGUGCGAUAGCAACAAAAAGAACUAUAAAAAAUAAUACCGAAUGUGAGCUAAAUUAUUUUUUUUAUAUGUACUGCGAUUUGAGUGCAGUCUUUUGUGUCAUAGCAUGACAAAGUUUACCUGUUACUCUCCAAUGGCGGAACCGGAGCAAGCGGAACCGUCAGAAUGGAAAAGACCAGACCAGGUGAUGCAGCUGCAUCGCCUCAAAAUGAGAAAGCGAGCAUUACAGGCCCGAAUAAGAGGUUCGACCACAGCGGGCCCCUCGAGCACUGAAACUACCUCUCCCGAAUGUACCCCAUCACAGACAGGACAGAAGAGAAAGAACCCAUUUGCAAGGGAAGAUGUUAAUAAAAAAGUAAAGGAUGUGCCAACGCCGGAUCUGGAAGUGAGCAGCGAUUCGGUGCUAUUUGAACUUUUUCAUAUAGAUGUUCCAAAGGUUGAUAAAACAUUUGGUACAACUCCGAACGUGCAAUUAUCCUUUGCUAGUGUUCUUUCAAAACUAGACAGCGGCGAUGCCAUUACCGAACCUAAGGCUCCAAAAGGCAGCGAGUACAUUCCUAUAGACUGGACAUUAAAAACAAAAAUGCGGUUCAUGUCUCCUAAACCUUUUGCAUGGAACGUCAAAUUAAAGACCAGCGAAGAAGCUUCGGGUACGACAGGAUUCGUUAGGUGCUUGGAUAUUGGAGAGAGGAAAACAACAUUAGAUACUAGUCCUAAUGCAAGAUUUCAUCAAUGCUGCUUGGUCUGGCAACAUCCGUCGAUACCUUGGCUCGAGCUCUUUCCUCGCUCAGGAGGCAGAGUUAGUGCCAGCUUGGCAAGCAACUUAGUACUGUCAAACAAUCAAUUUGUAAAGGACGCGCUGUACCAAGAGUGGAGCGAGAGCUUUCGAUCCCUGUUUCACUUAGUGCGAGCAAGGCAAUGCCCUUACUUUUAUGUUUGUGCCAAUGCAUUCACCGUGCUCUUUCGAGCAGCUGGAAUAUGUGGACUAUCAGAGGUUCAUGCUUUGUUAACCCCUACGACUCGCGGGUUUCGCCAGAUGUUGAAACAAGAAGACAUAGAGUACUCGAUGCCACUAAGGACUGAUAGCAAACGGCGCUCUGAUACAACGGACUCAGGAUGUGAUACUCUGGAUCUUUCAAAUGCAACGGCACCUUUUAAUCAUCUAGACGAGCAACGCGAAGGAGAAGAGGAAGAUGACGAACCUGAAGAAAAGUGGCUUCAGAGUAUCGGUGUCGAGGAUUCCGAAAUCCGUAGGAUCAACACUAUUAAUUCACGGUUAGCUCUAGACAAGGAAAGUGAGAUCGACAACAUGAAGCAAUCUCUAGUCUUUGUAAAAGGUGUAGAGGCACAGGCUCUAUUUAAUUUCUUAAUUAACUGCAAAUCUGCAACUUCUACAACAGGAGCACUUGCUGGUGUACCACCAACUCUUUUGUCUCCCGUAGCUUUCCAUGGAGCAACGCUGAAACCACUCAAGGUAAAGGAAAGCGUGGUUUUAGUCGAUAAGGACAGGUAUCACUCCUUGGAGUUAAAGGGUCCCCUUUUGCCUCACGUGAUGCCUUCGUUGUGUCGAUUGAUGGAAUCUAGUCAGUUGGAAAAGUUCUCGUUGAGUUGUGCCCAAUUGAGCUCAACAUCUUCGUUUACAUCAGCAAAACACGGCCAUGACGAACAACCGGAAUCAAGAGACGAAGAUAAGUUACUGCAGAGUGUAUUUGGCCAGGAAAACCUUAGCGAUUGCGGUUUCACUUCGGAUUUAUUGGUGCACUUCUGCAACCCAGAUCCGAAUCGCAUUCAGGUCGUAGAAAGCCUGAAAUUUUCCACUGAGGGUUACACGUGGACUUGAUGUGUACGUAAAAUCUCUUAGCAGUAUACGUCGAAGCCCAUCGUACAAAGGUGUCGAUAACUUUAUAAUUGUGUGUGUAAAAAAGUCUGUAUUAAUAAGUCAGGCAGCAGGUCGUACUCAACAAUUGAGCGGAUGCGAUAUUUUUAUAUACAUUUUAUAUGACAUUUUUUAAAACAACUGGCCUCUCAGUUUAGAUAGGAAUUACGUUAAUAUGACAAUUCCGCUAAAAAAGGAAAAGAAAUCAACUCGUAUCUCUCGUAACGUAUUGUGCAAAUGGUUCGACACCCUUUUCAAUGUAGGAAGCCUAAAAAAUUGUUAGCCACAUUUUUCAAAGGGCAAACGGAUGCAGUUUGUAAAAUGUCACCCGACACGAUCUAGUCAAUGCGUUAAUUGAAAAAAGCGCAGCAGUUAGUGAAACUCAGUGACUGACCAAUCAUUGACGCACCUCAAUGUUAGUUUACCGAGUGACAAUAAUUUGACACGGUGACUAUAGAUGCAUUAUUGUACAGAGAAACCAAUCCGUAUUUAAAUUCUUAAUAUCUUCGGAAUGGACGUCGUAUUAGCGAUAACCAUACCGGAUACGCAGGGGUUGAGAGGGGUGCAGGAGUUAGACGACCCCUAAAAAUAACGAAUCGAUAUUCGCCCGGUGCCCCUAAAAGCCAAAAUCAGUGAUCAAUGGUGGGCUAGCUUAUCGAGGAAUUCCUUCGGGCAUUUCGUAAAAAAUUGUUCCUCAGUGCUGGGUACUCGUUCUAAAACAAUACGGGAAGUGAAAAUAGACCGUGUACUAUUUUUUUCGAUGUGGUAGUCCUUGAACCCGGGAUGUUCUUAGGUACAAAAACCUUAUCAAGUGACAAUAUUCGUUACGUUAAUAUACCUCUGUAAGUCCUAUCGUAAAUAAAUUGACUGGGAUAAAUGGUAUCUUUCACGCAAAGAUUUUCCUAUUGAUACAACUGUGCGAAAUUCAGCGUACACGGGUAAUGUAACGAACCGUCUAAGAAGUAUCCAUUAGACGAAAUAACUAUGUCAGCUUCAAGACGUUGUUCAAA